UCUACAACCAAAACAAACCAUCGUGCUUCGAAUAACAGGCCGUGCGACGUGCGUUGUAAACAAUUUCAACCCAUCAUUUAAGUUAAUACGGUCUCAAUUAGAAAUAAGCUGUUCAACCAUGGGACCUGUAAAGAAGAAGAAAUUCCAGCUUCCUAAGUCGCUCCUAGAAAUGAAAUUUAUGAAGAAAACCAAAGAACAGGAGGAAAAAAGACGAGAGGAUGAGGACAGGAAAGAAAUGUUUUCAAGUGAAAUCACAGAUUUGAUGGUUUCGGAAGGACAGAGAUAUGUAGAAGAACCCAGUCUUGUUCCACUACUCAAUCUGCGUGAAGGUCGAUUUUCGUAUCACGGCUUCAACAAGGAGAUUGAGCAGAUUAUGCAGGCAGAGGAGAGUGCAAAGCGCGACGCAGAGCAAAUGCGGCUCGACGCCAUGAAGCAGGAGCAAGAAGAGAAGUGUGUGAUGGACGAGGACAUGGCCCUGAGGAUGGCCUCGCUCUCAAAGUCUGUCGGUCUCCGGUUUAUGAAUAAGAGACAGAGAAGUGAGGCUUUGUCACAAGACAAUCCGUACAAAAAGGUUCGGAAAGUGGAAAAUAAAAAUAAUUAGCUGUAAAUGAAACAAAUUUUUUUAUCUUGCGUC
This is a messenger RNA of Cloeon dipterum, 634 nucleotides long. RefSeq names its product protein F29A7.6-like. The record is from RefSeq and is a predicted model, not a curated record. Bases 119 to 601 code for a protein of 160 amino acids. Gene Ontology annotation, biological process: maturation of 5.8S rRNA. The transcript is spliced from 3 exons. Lineage: Eukaryota; Metazoa; Arthropoda; Insecta; Ephemeroptera; Baetidae.